AUGUCCUCACGCAGAGGUCUUCUCUCCAACGCCAGGCGCCACCACGAGGCGUCCACCUCCUCCGCCCGCCAGAAGCAAGCCGGCCCAACCCCCCUGCCGCCCUACGAGCCGCCCUCAUGCCCGCUCAACGACGCCGGCAAGCGCGCGCUGGCCGAGCUCGCCAACAGCCGCGACACCAAGAAGUACGAGACGCACGUGAACCGCUCGAUCGACCUGCUGCGCGGCAGCGUGGGCGCCAUCAACGACCGCCUGCAGAUACGGCGCAACCACGCGCAGCGGCUCGCGGAAAAGAUACAGGAGGGCGGCGGCAGCAGCGACCGCGCGGACGAGCUGGCGCAGGCGCAGCAGCUGGCUGUGGAGAUCGGCGAGGAGGUGGACGGCCUGACGGCGCGGUCGGAGACGGCCAUGCGCGAGGUGAUUGAUCUGAAGGUGGCGCUCGAGGACGAGAGGGCUGUGGUGCAGGACUUGCAGGGGCAGGUGACUGAGCAUCAGGAGAGUGCUUCGCAUCAUAGACAGAGAGGAGAAGCCGAGGAGGGCGAAGACGAGGACGAGGAGAUGGUCGAUGCUGCUCCGCCGGUGCCUAUCCUUGAUCUUCUGAAGACCGGGCGGGAGGCCAAGGCUGCCGAGUACAACAAGCUAGGAAUGUAUGAGAAGUAUGCCACACAGAACGACUACAUCCUGUUCAAGAAGACGUGGCAUGACGCUGUCCACCCGGACGACGAUAUACCUCUCCCCGAUGCAACCACGUGGUUCGGAAAAGAUGGCCAGUCAGCAACCACAGGGAAGAAACGCAGAGGUCGUAGGACUACACAAGCAGACGACGACGAUGACGAGAUCAUGGUUGAGAGAGAGGUCAUAAGCUACAAGUGCCCUCUCACUCUAGCUACUUUCAAGGAGCCCUAUAGCAGCAAGCUAUGCAAGCACACUUUUGAGAAGUCUGCGAUCCUCGGCAUGAUACGGCAAGGUGGCGGACAAAUCCAGUGUCCUCAAACUGGAUGUAGUCAGGUUCUAAAAGCCAAGGAUCUCUUCCUUGACGAUGUCAUUGUCCGAAAGAUCAAGCGUGCACAAGAAGCUGAGAAGCGGGCACAAGAGGAGUCUGAUUCGGAGCCGGACGAAGAUGGUGAUAGAAGCAUGGCUAUUCAAGGAGAAAGAGAUAUCAAGGCAGAGCGAGUAGAGAGGAGCCAGAGAGGCCGACGUGUUGUUGAGGAUAUUGAAGAUGAAGAAGUUUAA
Messenger RNA from Phaeoacremonium minimum UCRPA7, 1230 nucleotides. RefSeq names its product putative chromosomal organization and dna repair protein. Gene Ontology annotation, molecular function: SUMO ligase activity; zinc ion binding. NCBI's taxonomy places the organism in Eukaryota, Fungi, Ascomycota, Sordariomycetes, Togniniales, Togniniaceae. Gene Ontology annotation, cellular component: nucleus; Smc5-Smc6 complex. The record is from RefSeq and is a predicted model, not a curated record. Bases 1 to 1230 code for a protein of 409 amino acids. The transcript is spliced from 2 exons. Gene Ontology annotation, biological process: protein sumoylation; double-strand break repair via homologous recombination.